Molecule: messenger RNA, 1270 nt
Organism: Myxocyprinus asiaticus (Chinese sucker)
Lineage: Eukaryota; Metazoa; Chordata; Actinopteri; Cypriniformes; Catostomidae
Product: endonuclease domain-containing 1 protein-like
Exons: 2
Coding region: 135-1022 (295 amino acids)
Molecular function (GO): hydrolase activity; metal ion binding; nucleic acid binding
Source: RefSeq, a predicted model, not a curated record
CUAGGAAACAGUGAACAGCCAGAGAAAGGAGCAACCUUUUUCUGAAAUCAUUUGUUGUGAUACUGUCCUACUUUGAACAGACCAAAGAAGAUUUCACAGAAAAGAGUCAACAACUGAAAACUCUGUGGAAUAACAUGAAGCUCAGUUGCCUUUCUGUAGCUUUGCUGAUCCCACUGCUGUCUUUGGUAUUGAGAUCACAGGCUGGAGUGGUGGAUGACUUCAACCACGUAGAGAGCUGUAAGGAUUUUCUUUAUAUGGGCACUCCACCAAAAGGCUACCUUAGUACCUCAUUAAAAAAGAUUUGCCAGCGAUACAUGGACAAGCCUCGCUUCAUCACCUUCUAUGACCCCAAAAAACAUAUUCCCAUCUACUCAGCCUACACCUUCAAGAAAUCAGAUGGGGAGAAACGAGUAGAUGUUCCCUGGAUGUUUGAACCACAGCUGGCUAUUGAAAAAGGUAGCAGUAGCAUGGAACCCUUCCCCCAGUCAUCCUUCAUGCACAGAAACUUUGAAGACACACAGGCUGUGUUGGAAGACUAUGCUGAUGUGAUCCAAUAUGAACGUGGCCAACUGAACCCAGAUCAGCAUCAAGCAGACCCGCUGGACAAGGCCGCCACAUACACCUUGACCAAUGUGGUUCCCCUGAUAAGGGAGUUCAGUAUUGGUCCCUGGAGCACACAGGAAGAUGCGAUCCGCAAACGGCUCAAUAAUUUUUGCCACGGUAAGGCUUAUGUGAUCACUGGGGUGACAACGUCUGGUAACAUGAUCCGGCGUGAUAACCUGGAUCGUGUAGCCAUCCCGGAGUACAUAUGGACAGCUUAUUGCUGCACAGAUUAUGAUCACAACGCUCCUUACUCAGAGCGCUACAAGUUUCCGGCAUUUGGUGCCUAUGGCCUCAAUGAUCGUGUGAACAACCAGAUAGUGGAGGUUCCAAUCAAGAAUCUGGAGAAAUUUCUCAAGGGCAAAAUGCAGGUGGAUAGGAACUUCCAGGUCUUUUACAGCGACUGUGUGUCUGACUCGUAGGGGGUUACAAACCAAUCAAAUGGGUUCAUUAUCAUCAGAGAUCUUAAUAUAUAUGGUAAAAUUUAAAAUUUGUGGGGUUGCAUUUACUUAAGACACACCUUAAAUGUUUUAAUUAAUUUCACAAAGGCCUUUAAACCCCUUGAGAUUAGAGAUUAUAUCAUUUUUAUUACUAUUACUUAUUACAUUAAAAUGAUGAAUGUUAUAUUCAUUAGCCACUUAUAAAUUAUUAAUAAAAAUAUAAUUUAUCA